UCGUAGAAACAAUGUGUUCAUCGUCAUAAGCCUGUGUGUGCCACGUCAUUGGUUUUGUGUUUAUGUAAAAAAUGUCAAUGUACAUACUGAACAAAUGUAUUUUUCAAAGUGAAUGGCUAUGUGUCACUAAUUGCGUGUUACUGGGGAUUUCAAGUCUAUCAAGAUGUCAGGCCACAGUGGGGCAAAAAUUGCAUUGAUAAUUAUAGGCUUCUUGAUCUACUGCAUCACAGUGGUGCUUAAUUACUUGUCAACAGGUGAUAUUAUUCCAGGGUUAUUUAGAAACAGGACAGGGGAUAUAGCUGAUGCCUUCUAUGUUAGCGCCACACCAGCUGGCUGGACCUUUGCCGUCAUCUGGGCCACAAUCUACUUUUGGAACCUGGCCUGGUUUAUUUAUGCGCUAACCACCGUCUGCAGACGCGAUGACAAUGGUCACUACAUCUACCAACUGAAUAUUCUUUCACCCUUGUUCUUCAUAUCAUUUAUCAUCAACAAUUGUGCAGUUGUAGCCUGGCUGUUCUUAUGGGACCGUCAGUAUUUGAACUGGGCUCUUCUCGUUAUUGCCUUCACCCCCCUGACUCUGUACAUUUCCCUAUUCAUAUCGUUCAGACGGCUGUAUGGGAAACUGAAUUAUUUGUCAAAAGCUGGUGCUGUGAAAGACAUAUGGCUUACACGAAUUUUCGUGCACAACGGUUUGGCCUUCUUUGCAACAUGGGUUUCGAUCGCUACCCUGUUGAAUUUUGCGAUUGUUCUGACAUAUUACUGGUCGGUUGAAAUGCAGGUGUCUGUGAGCAUUGCUCUUGGAAUUCUCAGCUUUCUAAUCAUUACUUGGUUUUUACUGGAUACAUUUGCGAUUGACAAGUUUGUUCGCUACACUGUUACCCCAUAUAUUGUUGUUGUUGUUGCUUUGGUGGGCUCGGUUCAGAAGAACUUUGACCUUGAAGAUAACUACAGAAAUUCAAUAUUUCUUGUGGUUCUGUUAGCUGUGGCUGGUGUACUGUUGCUUCUGAAGCUGGUAAUCAUGUUCGUUCGGGCAUGCAGAAUACCCAUCAAUGGUAAUGCAGGGGAUGAUCUUAAAGGAACAUUGGCCUAAAUCUUAUCAUGGUUUAGUGAAAGGUCUCAUGCAGAAUAAUAUGAUUUGCGCACAUCGGCUUCACAAUUUUUAGCAUAAAAGUUGUCAAUGUUCAUUCUCUUAGUAGCAAUACUGUGAUUUAACUUUGCAUUUUUGUUUUUUUAACAAUACUUAAGGUUUUUCAUGAAGAACAUUAUGUAAUUUGUUCAUUUUCAUUAAUUCUUAAAGUAGUUAUGUUUGUGUUUUGGCUAGCUGAGUUACCAUGCAAAUUGAGUUUUUCUUUCCUUUAUUUCUACAGAUCUAGUUUAUGUAUUUUUGAUAAAAUCUAUCAUAUCGCAUAUUUCAUGUAUUAUAUGAUUUUUGUAUAAAUGAAAAGAAUGUCUGAUCUGUGAUACUGUGAUAUCAUUGUAUAAGCUACACAAAUGGUUUAUAAUUAUUACCUAGUAAGUUUAUUUUUAUGUGUGAAAAAAGAAAAGACAAUACCGGUAUUUAAUAGUUUUGCCAUACAUGUAUUACAUGUUUUUAUGUUAAAGUGGUUCUAUACCAAAGGGUCUAGUUGUAAAUAAUAAAAUGCAAGCUAUUCAUUUACAUUGGAUAAAUAUGUUUCUUUAAUAUUAACAUAAUAUUUUAUAUUUGUAUUAAAAAACAGUUUUGAAUUUCAAUAGAGGGGCAUCUGUAACAAAGAUACAUCAUAAAAUUUUUGUUAUGUUCUGUGUCUCCAUUAUCUGGUAUUAGGAUAUACAUGUACAUAACUGAGAUAAAGUUUGUUUUAUUUGUUUGUUUUUUCACUCUAUUUUGUCUCCAUUUUCAUUGACAAAAUAUUGUUUGACUUAUUGUUAUUUAUCGACAGGUGCUUUUACAAUUUUGAUCAUUAUUCACUUCAUUGUGUUUAUGGUAGAAAAAGAUUUAGAAGAUGGUUAAUAUCUAUGUCAGUUGUUAUAUUUUACCGCUCGAUUACAAACACUUCUUUUAUUUGGGGGAACUUGAUAAAAAAAUAAUUUAGUUCUUAUAAUGUGUCAGUAGGUUCAUUUAAAGUUGUAUUUAGAUAGAUAGAUUUAUUUCAGUAUAUAAAAUACAUAUGGCAUGGUACACAACAUAAUUAAAAUUUCUACAUAUCAUGAAAUACAAAUGCUAAAAAGCAAUUUGAAAUUCAUCAUUUCGUAAAAAAUACAUAAUUAUUGCUUCUUUUUAUAUCAUUUGGUAAAAAGGUAUUAUUGUUGCAUCAAAUGUCAUGUACUCGUAUACCCAGGAUAGCACAAAAAAGGGAAAUUAUAUGAACUUUUCAGUCUUCUAAGUUUAUUCAUGGAAAUUGUAUGCAUUGUUAUGUUCCUUUUUAAAUGUUAUAUAUUACUCACCUCAUUAUGAUGAAUUGUAUUUGAAUGCUUGGAAUGUUUCUGUUUCAGAUAUAUUACUUAAUUGUUCACAGUUUUAGUUGUUAUUUUGAUAUGCAUGAAAUGGAUGGCAACAGACACUGCAAAGAUGUGAACGCAAUCCCUGCAAGGAAUUCACAAUUAUGCAAAAGCCAAUCAAUAUGCAGAGAAUUAGCUAGGAGUAUUAGAUACAAAUCACAAUUUAUAGGUUAAAACAAUAAAAGUAAAAUUAUUCAAAUUUUAAAAGAAUGAAGUUGUCUAUAUCAAUACAAAAACAUUAAUGUUUUUUUUAAGACAUUGGUUUUUCUGAGGCCAUCAUGCUAAAAUGUAUUACAGUAUAUAUAGAACAAGUUAAAUAUGUGUUUCUUGACUCCCCAUAUCGAAUGCUGGUUGGGUUAUUUGGGUGUAUAAUUUUCUUUAGAUCUUCGCAUUAAAUCCAUAUUUGUUAGUGCCUUACUUUUUUGAAGUCUUGUGUGAUUGUUGCCUUAAUUUAGAUCUCUUUAUUGUUCAGAUUCCAUGUUUACGUUUUAAUGGCAUUGUUCUGUAACUGGGCAUUUUGAUUGUGUAUGAUAUUA
Messenger RNA from Dreissena polymorpha, 3014 nucleotides. RefSeq lists its product as uncharacterized. NCBI's taxonomy places the organism in Eukaryota, Metazoa, Mollusca, Bivalvia, Myida, Dreissenidae. The coding region runs from base 164 to 1090 and encodes 308 amino acids. The record is from RefSeq and is a predicted model, not a curated record. The transcript has 3 exons.